Molecule: messenger RNA, 1812 nt
Organism: Dujonia railenensis
Lineage: Eukaryota; Fungi; Ascomycota; Pichiomycetes; Serinales; Debaryomycetaceae
Source: the annotation of a GenBank genome assembly
AUGCGUAAAUGUAUGCUGUUAUUCUCCUUGAGUUCGAGACUUUUAUUUCGAACCACACCGGUAAGGAGCGUAUUCUCAACCUUUGUAAGAAAGAGUUCCAUUCUAGGCAACCUUUUGCCAGCUUGCUCAACUUGUGGGAUCAACCUUCAAAAUGUAGACAAGAAUAGGCCCGGAUAUUACUAUAUUGCAGAAUCCAAUGAAAAACCGAUAAAAGAAGCCGAUAAAAACUUUGCCAACAUAUACAAAAAUUUAGACCAAGAAGAUAAAUUACUCUUGUUGAAUGAUUCCCAAAGUUCAAUCGUCCCAGAUCAAACCUUCAGGCGUGCUGCAUCCCACAAUCAUGAUGAUCCCAACCACAUUUCCUGUCUAAGAUGUAGAGACGCUUUGUUUAGACUGAAGUUCAAUCCUGAUGAAUUUCCUGUAGAAUCUGCGGAAUCAAUAUUAUCACAGGUUGAUCCACUAGGAAAUAUUGUGCAUCUAGUCAGUGCUUUCGAUUUCCCACUCACCUUAAAUCCAGCCCUUUUCAAGUUUAAAGAGACCAGGGAUAUUAAAGUUAUUAUUACAAAGGCAGAUUUACUAUUUGCUCACUCUAAAACUGCAAAUAACUAUGGAUUAAAGUUUUACAGAGACUACUUGUUCAGAAAGUAUGGUAUAUUACCCGAGAAUGUCUUAUUGAGUAGUGGUAAAGUUGAUUGGAACAUCAAGGAAUUACUUGAUAGUUUGCUGGAUAAUUCUUAUUUCAUUGGAGAUGUAAAUGUAGGUAAAUCAUCGUUGAUUAAAUCACUCUUGUAUGGAGACGAGAAGUUUCAUUUGAAGAAACAAAAACACCAGCAGCUAAUGAGCAAGAAAGAGAAAGUGAAAUUGGAAAAAGAGGAAGAUUAUCUUAUAAACAAUGCAGACUUGAGUUAUUCGAAAACAACCUUCAAAACAAAGAAGUUAGAAAGGAGUAGAGAGCAAAAUUUUAAGGCUAAACAUGGACCGGGUGUUUCUUACAUGCCUGCAUUUACUAGAGGUGUAAUCAAGUUUGACUUGAAGAAUUUUGGAAAGUCAAUAUACGACGUUCCUGGGAUCGGACUGGAAGACCACGGAAUUUAUCGCUGGAUAAAGGAACCUAGUGCUAUCAAGCAGUUAGGAAAGGGAACCAGCAUUCCUCGAACUGGGAACUAUGACUCGCAUUACACGACAGUCAAAGGUGGGCAGAUUUACACAGUUGGAGGAAUAUUCUGCUUGAGAAUCCCCCCCGAACUGAUGGUACAAGUCAGGAAUUGUAUAAACUUUGAGGAUGUUAUAUUCAAAAACAUAGAAAAAGCAAAGCAAGUUAUUCGAGAGCAGAGUGGGAAUAGUGCAAUUGAUAAUAAACUCUUAGUAUCACCUGAAACCGCAGACAACUUUAUCAAAUAUGUAUUUCCUCCUUUCUAUGGGAAUAUAGACCUAGUCAUCAAGGGAAUUGGACAUAUCAACAUCAAGCCAGUUGGGAAAUAUGUUACUGACGUUGACCCAUUUGUCGUAUAUCUACCCAAGGGUGCCGAGGUAGUUAUAAGGAAACCGAUAAUGAAAUACAUAUCAAAAACCAUUGUUGGAAGAGACAAGAAGGGAAAUCCGCUUUCCAAGAAGCAUCGGGUAAGCAAGGGGGUUAAGGAAGUACAUCCAUACACUGGGGAAGUAUUCUACAGUAGACUAGUUCCUGUGAAAGAAGAGGUAGAGAAUUUGAACCAGUAUGUUAGAGCCUAUUGUGAAAAUAUGAAUGGGAGAAAGGUUGGCGAUGAAAUAGACGAAGAGAGUAUACUGAAGGAAUAUUGGAUAGAGGCCUAG